Penicillium alfredii is the source of this 4587-nucleotide messenger RNA. RefSeq lists its product as uncharacterized. The transcript has a single exon. NCBI's taxonomy places the organism in Eukaryota, Fungi, Ascomycota, Eurotiomycetes, Eurotiales, Aspergillaceae. The record is from RefSeq and is a predicted model, not a curated record. The coding region runs from base 1 to 4587 and encodes 1528 amino acids.
AUGCCGCCACAGAACCCUGGCCGGCGUAUGCCGUCCAAAGAUUCCCUAUCUCAACCCGCAGAUGCAUCGCAUUCGGGUAUUGCCUAUGUGUCUCGAUACCAAAGGUCUCCUAUUGCCAGACCUCUCAACCACACUCCAAGAAGCAGCAGGGCGUCAUCGCUCUCGGAUGCUGAAGGAACGGGCCAUGCGCCGGGGGUAACAGCGAAGCAAACCACCGCUCGCACAAAUCGUCAAUCUAUGCUGCCGCGUCCGAGCACCGGUGGCUCAACAUCUGCCGCCUCGCCGGUGGCAUCCACCCCGCCUCAGCACCCUCUCCAAUGCAACCCCGUGUCUUUCUCGACUCCCGAGGUUAACAACCCGUCUGCAUUCGUGGCCGCCUCCCAAACCCCUGCCAAACGACCACGCAAUGUUCUUCGCAGGAAGGCACCUACAAUUGGAAGGCAUGCGGAACAAACUCAGUCUCAGAGCCUGAGUCUGGUCAUCCCCCCGGCUCCUCAGUCGAAUGUAACGAAUGAUCUUGAAAUACCUACAUUCCCGGAACCACCCCAAUCCGGUUCUUCAACUUUGUCUUAUGGAACAGGCGUGAAAGCCGAGCCUAAUUCAGUGGAAAAUGCAAAGAGUCAAGGCCCGGCAGAGCUCGCAAGCCUUAGGACUACUAUCGACACCCAGAACCUGCCUCCCCCGCCUACUCCCUUCUUUCCGUCUGCAAGCACUCCCUCGACCCGAUACUCGGAGUCGCCGGGGAUCUGGAGUCGAGGGUCAACACCGACAUCACUUUCUUCGUAUUCUCCGGGUAUCGUGCAUUCGGCAAAGGUCGGGCGUCUCAGACAACCCAGCCCCUCCCAAACACGGCUGCCGGUGUUUUCGCCAGCACUUCAUGCAAGUCCACAGAGUGAUCGAGCAGAGCCGAGGAAGCAUCAAAGAGCGACGUCGGGCAAAUCCUCGGGGUCGAGCACAGUAGCCAGUGCGGGCGAGCAGCGACAAGCGAAUCCCAAGACUAGUUCGACGAUUCCUCGCGGUCCUCCCUGCAGUCCUCCGCCGCGGAAAUCAUCCAUCAACUUUAGUCCGUUGAGGAAGUUGGAGAUUGAUGUUGAAAAAGCACGCAAAGAGGUGGAGGAGGCUGAGAGGAGUUUCUACGAGUCGCAGCGGGUAAUUACUGCUCUUCCUGAUACGACGAGUCCUCGCACCCCGCCACGCCCGAGCAGAGAUGGGACCCAUCGUUUGGAGCAGCAGACCUCCCCGGUCGUGCAAAGCAAUCUGCCAUAUCUCAAGUCCACAGGCCACACCAGACGCGAGUCCGCAGAAAGGCUCUCGACAACCGACCACUCGCAUCCGGCACCCAACCAGUCUGCCGCUGCAUCCACCGACUCAUUACGCUCUAAACAGGUGUCUCGAAUUCCCCCGAGAGAGGCCAGGUCUCCCGUAGCAUCACGGAAAUCGCCACGAACACUUAUUAAAGAGAAACCCGACCCGAAAAAGCAAACGACCCCAAAGCGAUUUGGUCUCUUUCCCAAGAAAUCCAAGCCGGACAUGGACAACAGCUCUGCCGACCACGCUCGACCAGCUCGCAAGGGACCAGCGGCGGGAACCGGCCACGAGGGCUACGGGAAAUACUCCCAGCGCGGCCGGAAGACAAGCGCGAGCAGCAGCAGCGGGACCAGAACCCGAUCCACCAGCACCACUGCCCGGUCUGUGUCCAGUAGCAAAGGGAGCAUGUCGAGUCGGCCGGAGCUCGAUAUCGACGAAUUUUUGAUGAGCCGGCUGGAACCGGUUAUCAUCAACGGCGGGGGCUUGGAUGGAACCACGUUGUCGCGGACGCAAAGCGAACAGAGUGCGAGCAGCAUCAGCGUUGCAUCGACUACAAACCUGCCUCGGCCUCCUCUCUUCGCAUCGUCCACCGGCCAAUCUACCGACUCCUUGGCGACUUCCACUGGGACACUUGGAGAGACUGACACGCCGAGUGACUCGGGAACUAGUUUCGGACCGACUCGAAGCAAGAGCCCCGAGCGAAAGCCACCAGCUGCAGCUCGUUCUCAGCAAAAGUCCCGUAUGCCUGUUCCCAAGAGCAAGAAGCAUGGCAUAUUCGCAAAUCUCGAGGCCGCUACCACCCGCACCUCUCUUUCCAAGCGUGACUCUAAGUCUGUGGCUUCAAGCCAGCCGAAGACCGCCAUCAAACCGUCUUUUGAGCGCCUCGAGCAGCCCACAGAACAGAAGGAAUAUCAUCAAGAAAAGAAAGGAAAAUCGUCCAGGUGGAAUUUCUUCCAAAGAAAUCGUGUUGCAAACGAGCAGAAGCAGAAGAACUCCGCUCCAGCUGCGCCUGCUUUCCAGACUGCGCAACUGCACGCCGCGAUUUCGCCAGUCAUCAACAGCCGGCCUAUUGCUCACUACGCGCUUGUGGAUACAGACACAGACUCGCUUGACGACAUUAUCAACAAGGUUGAGCAGUCACCACCAACAGAAGACGAAGAGUCCCCCGCGCCAGUGGAGGUGCCUGCGGGCUUGAAUAUCAGGAAGAGACAUGAGUCGGUUUUGCUCCCAUCUCUCCCGAAACUGCAAGGGGAAUUCGAAACGAAUGAGCGUCCAUCGCCAAAGACUGCGCUGUUCAACACCAACUUAAUGGGCGCAGAGCCCGAAAAGUGCCCUGAGAACACUCGACCAAGACGACUGGCUUCGGUAGGUCGGAUCCCGCAGGUGGUUUCAAGACGCGAUAGACAGCAUAGACCCGCGAUGCACUCUUUCUCAAGGCCGUUCAGCGUUGCCGAAUCACCUUCCCUCCUGGCUGCCGUAAUGGAUGGCUCAUAUGAAUCUUCCCAGCCCAACAAAACUUCCUCGAACACCCACACGGAUUGGCGUUACGGUAUCAACCAGGCUUUCAGUGCCCUCGAGCAAGUAAGCGCCUUGGACUUUUUGGCUGGACCAUACUCAAACAACGAAUUCCUUCACUUCUCGCCGAACAAGGGCUCGCCUUCGUCAAGCAGCUCUGGCGCAUUGGCUGCCGUGACCGCCGUGAUCCCAGAACCGGGGGCCGCGCCAAUGGAGGACGAGGUGUGGAAUGAGUACAACGAUCUGCUUGAUCAUGUGCUUUCACCGGAGGAGCCAGAAGCAGAAACCAAGGACUCAGGUAAACAAGUGGACGAUCGGUUUGAAAUGGCGACGAUGGCGAGCAGGGCUCUCCAGGAUGAGCUGGACAACAUCGGCCCUCUUCGAAAGAUGUCUACCACACCUACUAGGGCAUCUGCGCGGUCUAGUGACAGCUCCGUUCGACUUCGCCGGUCCCGAAUUAUUUCCGCUCUGCACUCGUCCAUUGACCCGUCACCCCAGCCCUCUUACAGCGACCUCAUUGCCGGUUACGGUGACUCGAGGGAAGAUGGCUUGGCCACAACGACAAAUACCGAGCAUCCUCCGUCAACAGACCAGCUCAACCAACAGCAGUCCACCUUUCUUCACUCACUUGCUACUGUCCCUCCACCAAAGCGAGAGAAUUCCGGAGGAAAGAAGCCGCUUGCUAGCUCCUCCGAGCGUGAUUGGGAUGCCGUGACCCGAACGAACAUGCGCUCCGCCUCGCUGAUGACCAGUCGCUGGCUGUCAUUUGGUCGGGUCUUAUUUAGCCCGGCGCACAACCACGUUAAAGCCGGGACGCAGGGACGCAUCCUGGUAGUCGACGGGCUUGGUAAUGACGACUGGUCCUUUUACUGUUCCUUGACCUACCCCGAUGCAGAAGUGUACAGCCUGGGAGGCCGUCCUGCGUCAAGCGUGCUUCCCCAUCCGGCAGCGUGGCAGCCUCCUACCAACCACCACACCUUUUACCACACGGGGCUUGAGAAGCCACUUCCCUUCCCCAAGGACUACUUCACUGUGGCGGUGCUGCGGUUCCCGGCUGCUUGCUCGGAGAUGGCGCAGAGCAACAUCGUCCAGGAAUGCAAGCGCGUGCUGCGCUCCGGUGGCUACUUAGAGAUGAGCCUGCUUGAUCGCGACAUGGUGAACAUGGGCGCGCGCAGCCGCAAAGCCGUCCGACGCCUCAAGGAGAUGACCUGCCUCGCAGACUCCAGAAUCAGCCUCAAGCCUACCAGCGACAGCAUCCAGCGCCUGAUCGGCGGACACGGCUUCGAUAACCUGCGCCGGUGCAUGGUGCGCAUCCCCGUGGCCGGCAUGGUCGUCCGCUCUUCGGACUCGACGACCUCAUCAUCCAGCCGCUCUCUCACCGCCACCACUACUCCCAACCCCAACGCGCCGUCCACUGCGUUCUCACUCCCAACCAUCUCUGUCACAUCCGCGUGUGCCAGCCACAGCUCCAAAUCCCCCUCCGACGACCCCAACGUCUCUCUCGGUGACCUGCUCUCUGACCCGUCCCCAUCACCAGCCAACGACGAAUCCAUCGCCAAGAUUGUUGCGCGUGUCGGCCGCUGGUGGUACACCAAGUGCCACGAGGACCCUGUUCUUCCGCACCGCAGCGCAGACGCUGAUUCCAGUAUGUGGAACGACCGCAAGCUUCUGCGCGAGUGCCAGAAGCGCGGGACGGGGUUCCGCAUGUUGAUUGCGUAUGCGCAGAAGCCUAGCGAAGUUAAACGCCGCACGGCGAGCGUCUAG